UAAAUUACCACCGCAAUGAGGGCUUCUCACUGCCCGUCUUCGCACCCCAGGCGUUGCGGCAUGAAGAGAUCUUCGGACGCUCUGAACGGCACGGCCGAGGAACUCCAGGCUCUGAGCGAUGGAGGUCUCAACGUGGUCGUCCUACCGGCGACAACUUACCGACGGAAAACACGCUCAACGGAGGCGGCCAAGAUGCCGGCGGCCCCGGGACCCAAGGACCCAUACCAUUUCGUCAAUUUCACCAUGUUCCUGUUUGGCGUCGGCUCGCUGCUGCCGUGGAACUUCUUCAUCACGGCUGAUGACUACUGGCGAUACAAGUUCCGCAACGUGAAUGCGUCAGGAGAAGUGCACACGAAGAGCGACCUGCAGGCGGCCUUUACCAGCUACCUGGCCAUGGCCAGCAAGGCGCCCUACAUCAUCUCGUUGGUCCUGAACACCUACCUGAGCCACCGCAUUCGACCCGCUGUGCGCAUCGGAUGGCCCCUGCUGGGCUGCACGCUCUUCUUCGUGGCCACGGCGGCCCUCGUCAAGGUGGACACGGACCACUACCAGACUGCUUUCAUGGCUGCCACACUGGUCAUCGUAGUCCUCAUCAACAUCUUCUGCGGUUUCCUGCAAGGAGGUGGCACUGGCCUGGCUGGUUGCUUCCCUGAAAAAUACAUGGCUUCUAACCUCAAUGGCCAGGCCGUGGGCGGCGUGUUCGCUACUGUGGCUCAAAUCUUCUGCUUGCUGGGCGAUGCCUCACCGACCACGAGUGCAUUGCUGUACUUCUUGCUUGCCGUUGGGACGUUAAUCAUCACCCAAAUAUGCUUCGGUGUAUUAGUGAAGACGGAAUUCUACCGCUAUUACACUUCUAUGCAAGCAGUCAGUUACAAAGAGUUUGACAAGGUCCCACUGGAUAAUACCGGGGGCAAGGCGUCUCCAUGGCAACUCUUCAAGGGGGGUUGGAUGUACUUCGUGUCUAUCGUCCUUAUCUUCUGGGUGACGCUGUCAAUAUUCCCAGCCAUAAUGGUCUUGGUUGUGUCUACGCGUGCCGACAGUGGAGCAGCCAUUGCAAAUAAGUUCUUCCUCCCUAUCGCUGGGUUCCUGGUGUUCAACAUUGGAGACCUGGUGGGCAGGAUCAUUUCCAGCUACGUCCCGUUGCGAGCAGUGUGGAGGAAGACCAUGCUCGCCCUCUGCCUGUCCCGGGUGGUGUUCAUUCCGCUGUUCCUGGUCUGCAACGCCUACCCCCGUUACAACCUGCCCGUGCUGUUCGAGAGUGACACGGCUUUCAUCAUCCUCAUGGUGCUGUUCUCUGUAUCCAACGGCUACCUCGUCACGCCUGCCCUCACGCAUGCGUCGAAGUCCACAUCGCCAGAAAAUCAGGAAAUGGCCGGCUCCAUGGCCGCCGUCUUUCUAGGACUCGGUCUACUUUUAGGAUCCCUAUCCUCCUAUGGCACCGUGAAGCUUCUUUAGGCUUAGCCCGUAGGAAAGCAAGUGGACAAGUGACGAAGAAGUACGAGUCGAAAGACUUUUCCACAGCAGCUGCUCCAGGCCAGCGGAUAUGCAGGACAGAGUGAAAGCGAGACUACGAUUAAUUUAAUCACAUGAGCAUUCAAACACGACCGUAUACUCACUUGUACGUAGUUUUAUACGCAAGGUGAGAUAUGUUAAUGCGAUGCUGAGUGUUGCAGAUUUUUAUGCAGAAUACAUUUUAGUGCUUUUAAA
Molecule: messenger RNA, 1707 nt
Organism: Dermacentor albipictus
Lineage: Eukaryota; Metazoa; Arthropoda; Arachnida; Ixodida; Ixodidae
Product: equilibrative nucleoside transporter 2-like
Biological process (GO): nucleoside transmembrane transport
Cellular component (GO): plasma membrane
Molecular function (GO): nucleoside transmembrane transporter activity
Source: RefSeq, a predicted model, not a curated record